AUGGCCAACUACGCGGGCGCGAUUUUCCUCGGCCUCCGCCGCGCCGGCGACUUCAACGCCCCGCUCAUGGUCGGCGCGCACGCCGUCCUGGCCGCCAUCCUCGCGCUCCGCUGGCUGAAGCUGGCGCGGGCCGGCUACACGCGCCAGGCGGUGGCUACUUUCUACCAGUGGGUCUGGAACCUCUUCUACUCUGAGUACGUGCUGCUGCCCUUCAUUUAG
This is a messenger RNA of Monoraphidium neglectum, 219 nucleotides long. RefSeq lists its product as hypothetical. The coding region runs from base 1 to 219 and encodes 72 amino acids. The record is from RefSeq and is a predicted model, not a curated record. The transcript has a single exon. Lineage: Eukaryota; Viridiplantae; Chlorophyta; Chlorophyceae; Sphaeropleales; Selenastraceae.